Molecule: messenger RNA, 1315 nt
Organism: Verticillium dahliae VdLs.17
Lineage: Eukaryota; Fungi; Ascomycota; Sordariomycetes; Glomerellales; Plectosphaerellaceae
Exons: 1
Coding region: 1-813 (270 amino acids)
Source: RefSeq, a predicted model, not a curated record
AUGCCACUUACAAUCCUCGCCCUCCACACCCAGCAAGCCGCUGGUGGUGCGGGUAGGGACAUGGCGUAUGAGUAUCAUGACCAGGGCCAGCAGCAGCAGCAGCACAUGCCUACUGCUGGCAACCCCCACGAGAUGUCAGGACUCAUGAUCCAGAUGUCCCAGGCCAACCGUUCUUCAUCGUCGCCGGUUGUCCAGUCCGGCGCCUACACGCACAUGCCCCAGCAUCACCACGCAGUGGUGCAACAUCACCAACAGCAACUGCAGCAUCAAAUGCCGCCCCAACCCCAGACCGAACGUCGCCCACGCAUGCCGCGCGCUCCUUCGGCUGGCGCGCGACACAUGACGACGCCAAUGCGCCGGCAGCGACCCUCCUCCGCCAAUCGUAACCGUGCUCGAGACUCGUCAUCGGCCAGUCCCACGCCCAACGGUCGGUCUCGCAACUCGUCCGGCUCUUCCAAUGCUGGCGGUCCCGUCAUCGGUGCGAGCGUGAAGAAGCGCCGCUCCUUCCAGACCCCAGCCGGUGGUCGCCCUGGCCACCCGCGCACGCCCAGCGCUGGCAGCAGUGGCGCGCUCGGGCUCGGCAUUGGCAUGGGCGAUGGUGGUGGCGGCGGCGGCGGCUUUGUCAACUUCACACCCAGCGAUCACACUCUUCUCAUGACGGGUGUUGCUCCCUCGGGAUCCAGCAAGACCAAGGCGCGGCGCGAGAAAGAGGCUCUCGAAAAGAGGCGACGCAUGAGCGAGGCCGCCCUCAAGGCUGUUGCAGCAGCAGGCGGCGACAUUGACAAGCUCGUCGAAGAGGGUUUUGUUUUCUAGUACUCGGGCACUCUCUCUCUCUCUCUCUAUCUUUACACAGGCGGCGUCUUACCGGGGUGUCUCAUGGGACUGUACCACUAUGGAUGGACAGGCGGAGUUUUAUUUGGUUCCCCAGCUUCUUCGUGAAAGGGCCUGGGGAACAACACAAACGGAUCGGGGGCAGGCUUUUCGGAGUCGUUGAUUUUGGCUUUGGAGACGCUUCACUUUUCUUUCCUUUUUCCACCCCUUUCCCUCAUUGUAUCACCAUUCACCUCCAUCUGGUUGGGUGACUUACAGCAUACCGAGCGCAAACUUGUCUCUCUAAUUUCUUUUCCCCUUAACGCCUCCACACCCACACCUCUUUUACUUACUACCCUCAUUACCCAACCUCCCUUUUGUCUAUUUCUCCAUCUAGUCACCGAUUUUCAGCGGGCAGGUUUCUUGGCUUUGUGAACUGGUCGUUUAGUUUCUCCUGUUAAGCCCGCAAAAGGGACAGAUAUCGAAUACAUCAAUAUCAACUUGA